GGAUGAAAUGCUGUGUCGAAUGCUCUUCAAAAUCUCUUAGAAAUCUCUGUUCCAUUAAAUGUGGCGCCCGUUUGAUAAAAGCGAAAUUACUUUUGGAGACCUAAUACAAUGACAGGAGAAAUCAGAACAAAUAUGAGCUACCAAAGAAAAACAAUCGCCAAAAUCUGAUUGAGAAAAUAUUGUUUUACGAAGAAGUAUCGUGACGUUUGGGAUCCCUUUUCCUAAGUCGGCAAGAGCUCUGGUGCAAAUGGUAUUACAAACGAAACCUGCUGCGAUGCUGCCGUUUUCUACUGUGGCAGAUUUGGAGGAAUUUAUGAUGAACGCGAGUAACCGUAUGACAUCCCUUAUGAGGGAGGAGUGCACUCUCAUUUUUCAAUGCAGGUGCUGCGCAAACAUGUUCCGUCGUCUGCCUAACUUUAUCUUGCACAAACGAAAGUAUUGCAAGAAUAAGUCCAUGAAUGUAUGCAAUUCAAAAAUUCGUAUUCUUGCUAGAUCCACCUCGCAAGAGAGUGGCACGCACACUGCAUCCAGACGGACCCAAUCAGUUUGUUCGCGUUCAUCCUCAGUUCCUCAAACGCGGCAUCAAUCAAAGCCUUCUUUUCCAAUUCGCAGAACUAAUAUCGUACGCUACAUAAUCAACAAAGCAUCGCUGGUCGAAUCAAAGUUGACUGGGAAUAUGGGCACAACUGAUCUAAUUUCGUUGCCAAAAUUUCGUAGGCAAGUAGUCGUUGCACCCACAAGUGAUGGAAACACAAAGUGUUAUGUCGAAGCUCCUCAUGUUUGCACAAAAUACGAUAAUUCUGACGAAGUGCUUCUAGUGGUUCCGCAGGAUCUCUCGCUACAGUAUUCCAACAUGAGUCUCAGGAGGCGGACUGCCCAACCCGUUGCAAGAAAAGUCACCAUCAGUGAGGCUGAGUGCGUGAGUCGCAUGAAAGAUUUCGUCGAAAUUGAUCCAAUUGAAUGUCGUUGUUUGCAUCCAAGGUGCAGUGAAAUUCGCGCUUUUGGCGACAUCUUUGCACUAGCUUACCAUGUUUCGGUGAAACAUUGCCACAAGAUAACCCCAGCCAACGUCUUACCUUGCAUGAUAUGCUCCAAAAGUUUUAUAAGCUGGGAAACAUACUACAACCAUAUCUCCAAAAAACAUGAGAAAGUCCUCCAGGCGCACAGAUUUUAUCGCGAUAACGAACUCAAGAAGCGUGGAAGAAAAUCUAAGGAUGGCGGAAAGACUGACAGAAGCAUGAGUCCAGUAGUAAGUGGUAGAGAACGUGAUGAAAACGAAGCUGCACACAAGGAGAACAUGGUGCCAGAAUCUUCCUUUCCAGUUCUUCCUUCACCUGAUCCCACUGGGGCCACGGUCGCACUAAAUCCUCCAAAAGCAUCUGCUACCAAUACUAGCAGAGCUAAGCCUUCCAGUGAUAUUAAAGCAGCUGCAGAAAGGCUUGAAAGUAUCGUAAAAAGACUUGCCAAGUUAAGAACUGAUACUCAUAUAACACUAAAACCCUCAACAGAUGACGAAUCAAGUGCUGCAUCUUCCCAUGUAGAGGAGCAUCUAGGUAGCGUUGCUAAGAGCGACACUGUCAGUGUGCACACCGAUCAAAUUCCGCAAAAAGAGCCACAUGGAAAUGCGGAUGAAAAUCCAGAAGAAGCUGCUUUUCACGAUACGAUCGCAAGUAGUGCUUCACCGCUAUUCGCGCACCUUGAGGCCAUCUCUGACGAUGAACUACCACUUUCCCCGCAACCUGCGGUUAUCUCUGAUGAUCACCCAUCGCGACCUGUAGCUGAAUCUAAAGAUCCACCUUCUCCACAUCCUGCAACUAUUUCGUGUGAACCACCAUCUCCUCAACUAGUGACCAUCUCUGAUGAUGAGAUAGAUGUCGUCGACAGUGAUGUUACCGAAGUUGCUGGAGUAGUUCAAGACGACGCACCACUUUCGCACGGACGGAAGGACAAUGAGGUCAGUGCUUUUGAUGAGUGGGAAGGAGCAUCGACAAGGGCAUGCAAAUCUAGUGCUGAUGACGAUGAUGUUGUAUUUGUUGGUCAGUAUUCUGUGGCUGACAACCUACCAUCGUGCGGCAUUACGGAAUGCGAUGUGGUAGGAUCUGAUAGCAUAAGGCGGUUCCCAUCCACGCAGUCUUCGUACCUUUGCGGCGGUGAAGAUUAUAUAGAAGAUGUGGAUGCCGACGUGGACAACUUGUCGACCACUGUGUUCCCAGGGACAUCGAACAGUUACGGAAGCUCUGAAAGCGAUUACCCACAUCAUGUGGAAUCGCAAGCUGAUAAGUCCCAGGAGACCGAGGAGAUUGCACCGCCUCAUGUUGGCAGUCCGAAGGUAGUGGAGUUGGAAUCUCAGGUACGAGUUGCGCCUGCACCUGCACCAUCGCCCGUACCUGAGCCCGUUUUUGUCCAUGAUUACACAAAGCUGCUAACUCAUGCCGAGAUACGCGAACGUUUGGGCGAUGGUGAUGGAGGACUUACUAGUGCAGAAAAUGGAUGCGUAUCAGAUCAGUCAACCUUUCAGAAUGGAUCCAGUAUGAGCGUUCCGCCUCCAUUUUUCAUACAGAAGGAGGAAACAUCUUCAUAUGGUCUCAAAAGACCUCAAAGUGAGCCAGUCAUGUACGGUGACGAGAAGAAAUCAGUGUCAAAUACUCAUGUAUUUGCUGAAUAUCGAGCAACUCCAUACUCUUACUCUACCUCGAAUGUUUACCAAACCGUGCCACCGGCGAAUCCCAUUGCUGCUUCUUCACCCGCGAGUUACGCCUAUUCUAUGGCAACAAUGGCGAUUCCUCCAUCUGAGCAACCGUACUUCCAACAGAACUGUGGUUAUGGCGGUCAAGAGGGACUGUAUGUUAAUCCGGUGACCUAUGGUGACAAUCUAAGCCGUCAACAGAAGUGCCAAAGAACCAGACGUUUGCCUGCACGGUAUCGAGAUGACCGUUAUGUGUGCACGCUUGGUGAUGGAGGACGCAGCAACGAGGUGACUAGUCAAAGUGGUCUAUCCUCCGGUCAGUACAAUCUUUCUGGAACUCGCUGGAAUGCGGUGUUCUCGUCUCUCCAGCCGCUGAUCUCAUCUCUGCCUAGAAGUGCACAGUAUUGCGGUGAUUGUGGUCAUGUUUACUCUCCGCUUGAGAUGGCUCGACGUCAUGUUCUAUCGCACAUUCGACUCGUACGCUUUGUGUGCAAACUAUGCGGUGCUGGUGGAUUCUUCGCAACUGAUCUUCAAGCGCAUUUGAUGAAGGGUCAUUGUGCGUAUUUCCAACGAACGGAGGCCGGUCUGCCUCCUAGAAAUGCUGCGCAGGCCGAAUCAUUGUGUGAAUACGCGAAUGCUGACAAUCCUGGGGAGGUUGUGCUGUUAGAGGGAGAAUCGCGAAUGGUGUCGUCUGCAAACACAUUUGCACACAAGCCUGAUGAGGAGAUUGAACGAAGGAUCCUUGCUCGUUGUGUUUGAAUUGUUUUAACGGUAUCUUCUUAUUUGUUCUUGUACACAGUAUGCCAAGCUCAAAUUUUUAACCUCUGUUGUCGCUAGCUAAUCUCAGCACUUAUCUCUAUCGACCUGAGAAGUUUGAAGUGAUUAAUCUUUUCUAAUUGUAUAGUAACCUCUUUUUCAUUUCAUCAUAUUAUAUGCAUGUUAGGCCUGAGAUUUUGUUUUGUAUGAUAAUCAGAUGAAAUUUAUGAAGCUGUAUGAACUUUGUAACAGUC
Messenger RNA from Cylicocyclus nassatus, 3696 nucleotides. Lineage: Eukaryota; Metazoa; Nematoda; Chromadorea; Rhabditida; Strongylidae. The record is from the annotation of a GenBank genome assembly.